Sphenostylis stenocarpa is the source of this 3204-nucleotide messenger RNA. NCBI's taxonomy places the organism in Eukaryota, Viridiplantae, Streptophyta, Magnoliopsida, Fabales, Fabaceae. The record is from the annotation of a GenBank genome assembly.
AUGACAAUGGAAGAAGAGUCCUUGGCAACAGUCCCAUUUGACAGAGCUAUUGAACAGGCAAUUGUGUCUAUCAAAAAAGGUGCAUAUUUACUUAAGUGUGGUCGUAGAGGAAAGCCGAAGCUCUGCCCUUUCAGACUUUCCCAGGAUGAGAGAAAUUUGAUUUGGUAUUCAGGACAGCAGGAAAAGCAUUUGCGAUUGAGUGUAGUUACAAAAAUUGUUCAAGGGCAAGAAAAUAUAAGGUCCCAGAGGCAAAAUGAACCCGAAAAGCAGUGCCAUUCGUUUUCGCUAAUCUAUGCUAACGGUGAACGUUCUCUUGAUCUGAUAUGCAAGGACAAAGCACAAGCUGCUUCUUGGUUUGUUGGCUUGAAAGCUGUUAUAUCUAGGUGUCAGCAUCCUCGAGCUUUUAGUAGUUUAAGAAGUUGCAAAGGGGUUCAGAGUUGUGUUAGUAGUCCUGCUGGAAUCUUACGAAGAAAGAAAAAUCUUGGCCUUCUGGAUGAUACCUCUCAGUUUACUCAGGUGCAUAGCUUAUGUGCAAGUCCUACUUUGUCACUUUCCGAAAGGUGCUUUUCUGAUGGCUUGUCAUGUACUUCUGAUAACUUGUAUUCAUCCACGUCUUUCCCCUCCAGCACUCAUGGUGUAACAGAUAAUUCAGUGCCAAGUUCUCCAUACAUUGAUCCAGAUGUUCAUAGUAACAUUGAGUCAGCUCGCAUUGAUAAGGAGCACAAGAAGAAUUUGUCCUAUAGGAAUUUGAUGCAUUCUACCUCUGCACGUUUAGGAAAAAGUAAUGUAUUGAAGGAUGUAAUGAUAUGGGGUGGAGGGAUUGGAUGUCUUGUAGGGAUUGUGAAUGAAAGGUUUGUUCAAGGUGGGGUCUAUUCUUUAGUGCCAAAGUUACUAGAAUCCACUGCAAUGUUAGAUGUACAGAACAUAGCUUUGGGAGGAAAACAUGCUGCCUUAGUUACAAAGCAAGGGGAAGUUUUUUGUUGGGGUCAAGGACAGUGGGGAAAAUUGGGACAGAAAAUUGAUAUGGACAUUAGCUCCCCAAAAAUAGUUGAUUCACUUAAUGGUCUUCAUGUAAAACAUGCUUCUUGUGGUGAGUAUCAUACAUGUGCUUUGACAGAUUCUGGUGAAGUAUAUACUUGGGGAAAUGAUGUCUGUUGUGCAGAUUUGUUUAAUGAAGGGAGAACUAGAAGUCAGUGGAUACCGCAAAAACUUGGCGGAUCCUUAGAUGGUAUUAUUAUCUCAAGUAUUGCUUGUGGAGAAUGGCACACUGCGAUUGUCUCUAGUUGUGGGAGGUUAUUUACUUACGGAGAUGGUACAUUUGGGGUUCUUGGCCAUGGCGAUCUUCGGAGCUGUUCAAGUCCAAAAGAAGUUGAAUCUCUUAGUGGACUGCGGGUGAGGUCUGUUGCCUGUGGAUCAUGGCAUACAGCUGCUAUUGUUGAAGUCAUGUUUGAUCGUUUUAGGUACAAUAGUGCUAGUGGUAAGUUGUUUACAUGGGGUGAUGGAGAUGAGGGGAGGCUUGGUCAUUCUGAUUAUGGAAGCAAGCUUGUACCAACAUGUGUUACACAACUUGUGGACUAUGAUUUUGUUCAAGUGUCAUGUGGAAGAAUGUUGACUGUAGCACUCACAAACAUGGGCAAGGUUUUUGCAAUGGGAAGUGCCAAAUAUGGACAGUUAGGAAAUCCACAUGCCAAGGAUAAAGCAGUCAUGGUUGAAGGACAACUCAAACAAGAGUUUGUUAAAAUUAUAUCAACUGGUUCAUAUCAUGUUGCUGUUUUGACUUCUGCAGGGAGUGUCUAUACAUGGGGCAGGGGUGAAAAUGGCCAACUGGGGCUAGGUGAUACUGAAGAUAGAUAUACACCUUGUUUUGUUGAGACUCUUAGAGAUAGACAGGUAAAUACUAUCACUUGUGGUCCAACCUUCACAGCUGCAAUCUGUUUACACAAACCUAUUUCUAUUAGUGACCAAUCAACUUGUAGUGGUUGUAGGUUGCCAUUUGGGUUCACAAGGAAGAAGCAUAACUGCUAUAACUGUGGUCUUUUGUUCUGUCGAGCUUGUAGUAGUAAAAAGAUUAUAAAUGCACCUCUAGCCCCCAGUAAGAGCAAGGCUUUUCGGGUUUGUGAUCAGUGUUUUGAUAAACGACAGGGAGGUACACAUUCUGUAAUGCCAUCAAAGUCCAGAAAUUUCAACAGUCAACAGCUGUUGAAGCAUCAACAAAAAAUUGCUGAUGUGACUGAAGACAGGGGAGAGACAACCGUGACACAAGGUCCUUUACUAUCACUAGGGCAAUCAUGUUACAGGAAAAGUAUGCCAAGUGGACGUAAGGAUUGGAAAAACCACCCAGAAAGCCAACAGGAUGUUGAAGAUAGUUCUUCUAUGCUAGGUGGAAUGCCACAAUGGGGGCAAGUUCCAUGUCCUGCCAUAUUUAAAAUUAAUUGUACAGAAAAUCCAGUUCAUGUUUCUUCAUCCAAGAAUAAACUAGCCACAGUUUCUUCUUUUAAUGUGGAAUCUACAACAUGUAACUUCUCUAAUGUACAGACAGAUACAACAAAGUCUGACAAGAUGCUCCUCGAAGAAGUUCAUAGAUUGAGAGCCGAGGCUAAGAGACUUGAAGAGCAGUGUGAGCUUAAAAAUCAUAAAAUACAAGAGUGUCAACAAAAAAUUGAGGAGAGUUGGUUUGUGGCAAAGGAGGAAGCUGCUAAGUGCAAGGCAGCAAAAGAGGUCAUAAAAGCUUUAGCACUAAGGCUUCAUACAAUAUCAGGAAAAGAUAACUCUGGACAAGAAGCAAAAGUUGGACAACGUGAAUAUGUUCCUAAUGUAACACCUAUAGUUACAGAUGUGAAGAGUCCAAGAGAUGGCAAUAUGGACAGUCUAUCCAAUUCUCCUAUAGUAUUUUCUGACACAUUAAAAUCCAAAUUUGGGAGAAGCAUGCUCCCCAAAAAUCAAACUUCUAAUUUAAAUAGAGCAGAAUCUCAACCAGACAAUGGCUUCAAGGCCGAAUGGGUAGAACAAUAUGAGCCAGGUGUUUACAUCACAUUUACAACCUUACCAUGUGGGAAAAAAGGCCUUAAGCGAGUGAGAUUUAGUCGCAAGCGAUUCUCGGAGAAGGAAGCUGAAAAAUGGUGGGAAGAGAAUCAAGGCACAGUGUAUCACAAGUAUGGGAUUGAAGGAUAUACAAAUACCAGCCAAAAUCAGGUGAAAGGCUAA